CAUGUCAACUUCCGUCAUGUGUUAAGAAUUUUAACUUUCACUUUAGAACAUUAAGACAUUUUAUGCAAAUCUAAACUAACUUUAGAAAAAUGAGACUUCUAUUAAAGCCAAGUUACUUUACACAAUCGUGUAGAAUUCUGUUUGAAAAGAAAUUUCACACGCAGGUCACAGCAUUUUCGGCAAAGAAAGUUGGUGAAGUGAUCAAGGAUGUUGAGCGCAUCAGAAACAUUGGAAUCUCGGCUCAUAUUGACUCGGGCAAAACCACCCUGACAGAACGUCUUCUGUUCUACACUGGUCAGCUAGACCAGAUGCACGAGGUACGAGGUAAGGAUGAGGUUGGAGCUAAGAUGGACUUUAUGGAGCUAGAGAGGCAGAGAGGUAUCACCAUCCAGUCUGCUGCCACCUAUGUCAUGUGGAAAAACAUCAACAUAAACAUCAUCGACACACCUGGCCACGUAGACUUCACUGUCGAAGUAGAGCGAGCCCUGAGAGUUUUGGACGGUGCGGUGCUGGUGCUAUGUGGGGUUGGGGGUGUACAGUCACAGACACUCACAGUCAACCGACAGAUGAGGAGAUACAAUGUACCCUGUAUAGCCUUCAUCAACAAACUAGACAGAACAGGUGCCAACCCCCUGAGAGUACUCAGUCAACUUAGAUCGAAGCUAGGUCACAACGCAGCCUUCCUACAGCUUCCUAUUGGAUUAGAGGAGCACUUGGAAGGAGUCAUUGACCUUAUAACGAUGAAGGCCCUAUACUUCCAGGAGCCCCAGGGAAUGAAGAUAGUGGAAGAGGAGAUUCCCGAGGACCUGCUGUCACUGGCCAAGGAGAAGAGACAAGAACUUAUAGAGCAUGUAGCAGACGCUGAUGAGACACUCGGGGAGAUUUUCUUGGAUGAGAGGGAACCAACUGUGACGGAACUCCAGGAUGCUAUCAGACGUGCAACUAUCAAGCGUCAGUUCACUCCUGUCAUGCUGGGCUCGGCAUUGAAGAACAGAGGGGUACAACCAUUGCUGGACGGUAUUCUUGAGUACAUGCCGAACCCUUCGCAGGUCACAAACUACGUCAUUGACAACAGUAAUGAGGAAGAAAUGAAGACAGUCAUGGAUCCAGAAAGAACUGAUGAGAAGCCUUUAGUAGCACUCGCCUUCAAACUCGAGGCAGGAAAGUUUGGUCAGCUAACAUACAUGAGGAUGUACCAAGGAGGUUUGAAGCGCGGAGACACAAUAUUUAACACACGUACAGGCAAGAAGACCAAGGUGGCUCGACUUGUACGCAUGCACGCUGAUGAAAUGCAGGAAGUAAGUGAGGCCUAUGCAGGUGACAUCUGUGCUCUGUUCGGAGUGGACUGUGCCAGCGGAGACACCUUCGUCACCAAGGGAAACAUGAAUCUCUCCAUGGAGUCGAUGUUCGUCGCUGAGCCGGUGAUAGCCAUGUCCAUCAAGCCAGCCAAGAACUCUGACCUGGACAACUUCUCCAAGGGAAUUGCAAGGUUCACGAAGGAAGAUCCCACAUUCAAGGUCCACUGGGAUGAUGAUAACAAGGAAACUAUAGCCCAGGGAAUGGGGGAGCUUCAUCUUGACAUUUAUGCUCAGAGGCUGGAGAGGGAGUUCAACUGUAAAGUGGUUCUGGGUCGUCCCCGCGUCUCCUUCAAAGAGAGUCUGAAAGAGCCAGUCUCGUUUGAUUACCUGCACAAGAAGCAGUCUGGAGGUCGUGGCGAGUUUGCUAGGGUGUCAGGAGAUGUAGCUCCAUUACCUGUGGAAGAGAACACGAAGCUGGACUUCCAGGAUAAAACAGUGGGAACAAAUGUGCCCAAACCCUUCAUACCAGCCGUUAAUGUGGGUUUCCGGGAUUACUGUGAGAAAGGACCUCUGACAGGUCACAGAGUAUCAGGAGUGGUGUUUAACCUUCGAGACGGUGCCAACCAUCCGGUGGAUUCGAGCGACCGGGCUUUCCAACAUGCAGCACAUGGCGCCAUGAAACAUGUGUUCACCCAUGGUGAAUGGCAGAUCCUUGAGCCGGUGAUGAUGGUCGAGGUGAAUAUUCCGGAAGAAUUUCAAACAGCUGUUAUGGCCGGACUCAACCGUAGAAAUGCCGUAAUCACCAGCACAGAUGGCAUAGAAGGAUAUGUGACCAUCUUCUGUGAGGUUCCUCUUAACGACAUGUUUGGCUACAGUAACGAACUGCGAUCCCAGACCCAGGGGAAAGGGGAGUUCACUAUGGAGUACAGCAGGUACUGUCCUGUUUCCAUGGAUACGACAGAAAAACUCAUCCAGGAGUUCCAGGAGUCAGAUGAACAAGGGAAGAAACGGAAGAAAAACUGAUGUGUAGUUUAACUUAUUGUCUUGAAUUCUCAUUUUAAUAUACUAGGAUGAACUCUGUGGGAAGGCUAAAUGACUUUCUGAAAUGAAGUUCAGGAUAACAUCAAGAGGAGAAUACAUAACAAACAUGUUUUCUCUGGUGUUCUUGAUUUGGGCAGUUGGAACUUUCAUAAAACCUACAGAAUAUUACCUGUGUACAGUGAUGGAAUAUAGCAAUAGCCCAAAGCAGGCCCGGGCUUACGGGCUUAUACAACAAUAUUGGUUUUGUCAUGUCCAUACGAUCGGGCUUGUGGGCUAUAAUCUUAUUACUAUAUGAUUAAAUAAUAGGAACAUUCAGGCUUGUUGAAGGAUUUCAUUAUGUUUAUUGUUGUGUAUAAUGACAAGGAUCCAUGGUCGUUGUACCAUUCUGGUUAUAUUUGAAUAACAAAAAGGACCAGAUGUGUUUUUCUACUAUUAUUAAAUAAACUUGUCCUUUUGAAAAAAAGAAGAUAAAAAAUACUCUAAAUGUCAUUUGGAGUAAACACACUUGCAUUUUAAUGUCAGUGCAAAUUAUUCACAAAAUAAAAUAAACUGACAAUAAAAAACAACCUUUGCUGCAUCACAUUGAAUAGCUUAAAUGACUUUGAUUUUAUAAUGAUAUAUGAUGAAGUGUGUCACCAGUGGUCGUAUUUAUUUGUUAAAGCGUCUUACUGAAAAUAGUGGGUCAACUGUUACAUAAGUAAUUAUAGUUAUUCUACUUUUAAAUGAAUUGCGUGCUUACCUACAUGUAUGUUUAAAUCACUUGUUAAAGAACAAACAGCGGUGUUAAAGGAAAUGGGUUGUAAGUGGUAUGAAAUAAAGAAUCAGAUAGAGGCUUUUAGCCCCACCCCUUGAAAUGUAAGAUUCCACUAUGAGGAAUCUUCACAGUGUCCACUAUGAGGAAUCUUCACAGUGUCCAAGAGACUGUUUGCCAGUCUGCACUGGUCUGAUCAUAAAGUAGUUCCAAAAGUCGUUGUUGAAGCUUUUACCAUGACUAGGUCUUCGUAUAUUUUUCACCUGUUCUGCACAUUACAAAAACUCACAAUUAAUAGAUUAUUUGUUUAGCGUUUCCCGACUCACACACAAAAAAACUGUGACCUAAAUGUUUAUUUAGCCUCUCUUGUGGUCUGUUUUCUUCCUAUUUUGUUACGGAAUGAAUGGCUUGGGAAAUAAAAAGUGAAAAGAUCUACCUACCCACAACUCAACUUGUGCAUAGGUAAAAACUAUUGAUUAUUAAUCGUCACAUUGGCGUUAUUGCAUACAUGUAUGUUACACGCAUGUUUUAUGUGACACUUUGAAACCAAAUGAAAUAUUGAAUCAUGUUAUGCUAAGUUAUAUCAAGUUUAAGUUAUUGUUCCAUUUUGUUCUACUGAGCUCAUGGUCAAUGCCUGUAUGGUCACUCUCAUGUCUUUAUGGUCAAUGCCUUCAUGUCUUCAUGGUCAUUCUGAUGUCUUCAUGGUUAAUGUCUUCAUGGUCAUUAUCAAUUGUCAUAUCUGUGAUAAUAAAUUUUACAAAAACUAUA
Molecule: messenger RNA, 3858 nt
Organism: Mya arenaria
Lineage: Eukaryota; Metazoa; Mollusca; Bivalvia; Myida; Myidae
Product: elongation factor G, mitochondrial-like
Exons: 21
Coding region: 90-2321 (743 amino acids)
Biological process (GO): mitochondrial translational elongation
Cellular component (GO): mitochondrion
Molecular function (GO): GTPase activity; translation elongation factor activity; GTP binding
Source: RefSeq, a predicted model, not a curated record